AUGGCAUUCCCUCGAAUUCUUAAUUGGCAUUUUCCACAAGUGCCAAGAUUUGAGAAGGCCAUUGAACUCUUCGAUCAUCGUGAUUAUCCCGUUCAUGGCUUAAUGAAUGUGACUGAAGUUGAGCAUGCAUAUAUCGGCAACUUGGCAUUGGAUGUACAUCAUGACAGUACUCCAUACAAUGUUGCACCUGCUGUUCGAGACAAGCCACCACAGGCAAGUCAUGAUGAAAAAGAUGAAGGUAUUCCACUUACAAGAAGUGGAAUAAGUAAGAAACGGAAAGAGGCGUCUGUGGAAAUUAUGGGAAAAGGAGGGAGGCGGCGAAAGGGACAUAAGCCGACAGACCAGCCUUCUUCAUCAACUGCAGGAGUUGCUACUCAUCACCAAGGAGUGGGAGUUAGUGCUGAAGGGUUGGGAGAUAGGAUGGACGUUGAAGGGGAUGAAAAUAAAGAAGAGUAUGGUCCCGAUGCGACCCCCGUUGAUAGACAGUCACAGCCAUAUGUUGACGACGAUGCAGGACCAAGUGUUACGAUUAUUGAGAAAUUGCUUAUAAACAGUGAGAAGUAG
Messenger RNA from Ziziphus jujuba (common jujube), 564 nucleotides. RefSeq lists its product as uncharacterized. Bases 1 to 564 code for a protein of 187 amino acids. The transcript is spliced from 4 exons. The record is from RefSeq and is a predicted model, not a curated record. Lineage: Eukaryota; Viridiplantae; Streptophyta; Magnoliopsida; Rosales; Rhamnaceae.